Molecule: messenger RNA, 1712 nt
Organism: Aaosphaeria arxii CBS 175.79
Lineage: Eukaryota; Fungi; Ascomycota; Dothideomycetes; Pleosporales
Product: thiolase-like protein
Exons: 2
Coding region: 213-1586 (457 amino acids)
Molecular function (GO): acyltransferase activity, transferring groups other than amino-acyl groups
Source: RefSeq, a predicted model, not a curated record
GAUAACUACCAACCAGGUACCUACUUAUCUUGUCAAUCCUUCCCAUUCACACCCACUUCUCCUAUCCCCUCCUCUUACUAUAUCGUACAGGUUCGUCGAAGGCGCUGUUUGCAAACUUCAUUCUUAUCUGCAUCCCCAUUCGCGAGUUUUGAUCAAUUCCAUCGAGAAGCCAUCCCAUCUUACACCGCAUUCUCAUACUCACAACCGCCACCAUGGUCGGCCAAAAGCAACCCGUCUACGUCCUCGGUGUGGGCAUGACCAAGUUCAUCAAGCCCCGCGGCAAGGUUGACUACCCCGAGCUUGGUUUCGAGGCUGGUGUCAAGGCCAUGCUCGAUGCGCAUAUCAACUACGACGAGGUCGACCAAGGCGUCGCAUGCUACUGCUAUGGCGACUCUACCUGCGGCCAGCGCGUCUUCUACCAAUUCGGUAUGACUGGCAUUCCCGUCUACAAUGUCAACAACAACUGCUCUACGGGUUCCACAGGUCUCUACAUGGGAAGGAACAUGAUUGCGCAUGGUGCUGCAGACUGCGUGCUUGUUGUCGGCUUCGAAAAGAUGUUCCCCGGUAGCUUGCAGACAUUCUUCCAGGAUAGGGCAAACCCUACCGGAACCAGCAGCUUGAUCAUGAAGGAAACUAGGGGUAUCACCAAGGCCCCAGGUGCAGCACAGAUGUUCGGUAAUGCAGGACGAGAGCACAUGGAGAAGUACGGUUCCAAGCUCGAGGACUUUGCUGAGAUUGCCCGCGUCAAUCAUGCCCAUUCCAAGAACAACCCAUACUCCCAGUUCCAAGAUGAGUACACUCUCGAGCAGAUCGUGAAGGCGCCCAUGAUCCAUGAGCCCCUCACCAAGCUUCAGUGCUGCCCUACCUCCGACGGAUCCGCUGCUGCCGUCCUCGUCUCACAGGCUUUCCUCGACAAGCGACCAGAGCUCAAGUCGCAAGCUAUCCUCAUCGCCGGACAGUGUCUCGCUACAGACACUCCCAAUCUUUUCAACCGCAGCGCAAUUGAGUUGAUCGGAUACUCCAUGAGCGAGCUUGCAGCCAAGACCGCUUUGAAGGAGGCCAACACCUCUCCUGAUGAUGUCAAGGUUUGCGAGUUGCACGACUGCUUCUCUGCAAACGAGAUGGUCACAAUCGAGGCCCUUGGGUUGGCACCCCGCGGUAAGGCUCACGAGCUCGUCCGAAAGGGUGGCAUUACAUAUGGCGGCAAAGUUGUCAUCAACCCCUCUGGAGGUCUCAUCUCCAAGGGACACCCGCUCGGUGCCACUGGCCUUGCUCAGUGCGCAGAGCUCGUCUGGCACAUGCGUGGAUGGGCCAACAACCGUUCCGUCAAGGACACCACCGUCGCUCUUCAGCACAACCUUGGUCUCGGUGGUGCAGUGGUGUGCACCGUCUACAAGAGGGCCGAUGGUAAGGCGGCGACAGACCUGUCGGACGCAGAGGUCGGCAAGGCGAACGGUCUCGGAUACAACCCUGCCACACAAGCAAAGGGCUUCACCAAGGAGCAGGUCGACUCCGUCAGGUCGCGUACUGCAAGGAGUGAGUGGGCUAUCCAAGACACUGAGCAGAAAGUCGAAGCGAGAUUUUGAGCGCAAUGCUUGGGCGACCUGAAAAUGGAAAUGCGGGUAGGAUUUGCAUCAUUGGAGUCUUGUAAGAACGAACCAAUCUUUUGUAUAUAGUAUUAGUGAUGUGAAGCCAGCGAACGUCGAUUUAUG